Molecule: messenger RNA, 1017 nt
Organism: Cotesia congregata
Lineage: Eukaryota; Metazoa; Arthropoda; Insecta; Hymenoptera; Braconidae
Source: the annotation of a GenBank genome assembly
AUGGGUAAACAAAAUGGGUCAUGUUGGUGGUGUGUUAAAGCAUUUAAAUGGAUACCAGUUAUUUUUAUUCUUACAAUUGUGUUCUGGUCUUAUUAUGCGUAUGUAGUACAGUUGUGUUAUUAUACUAUUGAUAGUUACCUUCAAAAGACUUUAUACCUGAUAUUUUUUCAUAUAUUCAUCGCGAUGUUUUUGUGGUCUUAUUGGAAAACUGUCUUUACAGAUUUAAUUUCUGUUCCUGAAGUGUUUAAAGUACCUCUGUCAGAAGUUGAGAAGCUCCAACAAGCACAAAGUGAAGAAGCGCAAUGUGCAAUACUUGAAAGACUCGGACAAAAUUUACCCGUUUCUAAUCGAACAAUUAGAGGAGCGAUUCGCUUUUGCGACAAGUGCCAGUUAAUAAAACCUGAUCGUGCUCAUCAUUGCAGCGUAUGCCGCGCAUGUGUAUUAAAAAUGGAUCAUCAUUGUCCUUGGGUCAACAAUUGCGUAGCCUACCACAAUUAUAAAUUUUUCAUAUUAUUUUUGGGUUAUGCGUUAAUUUAUUGUGUAUUUAUUGCCAGUACGACGUUGCAAUAUUUUAUACACUUUUGGAAGGGUGAAUUAGAUGGUAUGGGAAAGUUCCACAUAUUAUUUUUGUUCUUCAUCGCUCUUAUGUUUGCAGUCAGUCUGAAUUCUUUGUUUUUUUACCAUUGUUACCUCAUUUUACAUAAUCGAUCAACAUUAGAAGCAUUUAGACCACCCAUGUUCCGAAUGGGCAAAGAUAAAGAUGGAUUUAAUAUUGGAAAAUAUAACAACUUCCAAGAAGUGUUUGGUGAAAACAAAAAACUUUGGUUUCUUCCUAUUUUUACAAGGUAUGUUUUUCUUGGAAAUGGAGUGGUCUAUCCAGUACGCGCGCAACAUCAAGGUCCGAGUACAUACAACUCAAUGGGAAAUACGCAAAACAGUUUCGGUGAUGGGAUCAGCUUCCCUGAGAGGACUUACGAUGAAGACACUCACAAUCUACUUGGUGAUAAUGGGCCUUAA